Molecule: messenger RNA, 1984 nt
Organism: Haliotis rubra (blacklip abalone)
Lineage: Eukaryota; Metazoa; Mollusca; Gastropoda; Lepetellida; Haliotidae
Product: adhesion G-protein coupled receptor D1-like
Exons: 4
Coding region: 308-811 (167 amino acids)
Biological process (GO): cell surface receptor signaling pathway; adenylate cyclase-activating G protein-coupled receptor signaling pathway
Cellular component (GO): membrane
Molecular function (GO): G protein-coupled receptor activity
Source: RefSeq, a predicted model, not a curated record
UAAAUUAUCCCCGAAUAUUGUGUUAAUGUUUUUGGUUUGGUCAAGAACGGCUACUUUGACAUCCUUACGUGGUAUUUCAUGAGCUGGACAUUCAAUGAGACAGUUCUGACCCGUUUCUGGGCAGUGUAAGUUACAGUAUUCACAAAGAGGAGAGUUGUCUUUAUCUAUAAUAUCAUAUCUACAUGCAUUCACGCCACAAUGGCUCUGUCAAUCUGUGACCAGGUGCUGGUUGUCUCCCCUGGAUAAUUCCAUCUGGGCCUUCGCUGUUCCAGCAGUCCUUGUUGUAUGUACCAACCUUGUUAUCCUGAUGUCGGUGAUGCGGGUCAUCCUGAGCCUCAGUGCCGCCAUGGACGAGGACAAGAUCCGCAGCAUCAAGACGGCGGUGAAGGCCUCGUUGCUGCUGCUGCCGCUCCUGGGCUGCACGUGGCUGUUCGGGGUGUUCACCUUCUCCAGGAAGACGGUGGUGUUCCAGUAUCUGUUCGCGGCCACAAACUCCCUGCAGGGUCUGCUGUUGUUUAUCUGUCACUGCAUCAUCAACAGCGAGGUCAGAGAUGUAUUCCUACGCAGGAAAUCUUCCUGGGACCUUUCACGCCAGUUGAAGACACACAGUAAAGUAGAGCCGAUCCCUGACAUCAGGCCGUCUUCAUUCAAAGCCAGGCCUGCAGUCCAAGCAAGACAACCUGGAGACAGAGUCAUCACACCUCCGACUGGAUCGUCAGUCGUUGGGUCAAACCCAGACAGUGAUACGUCCAAAAAUGGGCGGAGGAAAAGUAGUUCUGAGCCAAUAAGCGUUGAAUCAGUUAGUAAAUAAAGGUCUCUGUUGUUGAAGAGUGAUAGUAUUGAUUGUGUACCCUAUCGUGUACCAAUGAAACUAGUCAUACACGUAACGGUACCGUCACUGUUGUGUGGUUUAUAGUCAUAGUUUUCGUCGUAGACCUAGAUAUGGUGUUGAGACAGGGGGAUAGCCCAGCGUCUUGAGCGUUUGCUGUACCGACGAACGUGGGUUAGGUUCCCGCGAGGGGACAAUGCAUGGCAUGGCUGGCGUGUCGCUGAAAGCGGCGUAAAACCACACUCACUCCAUACUGACUGCCGCUGACAGGAGCAACAUGAAGAUCCGGGUCAGGCCUGCGUGGCACCUCUUCCUGACUCGUCAAUACAGCCCCGAACACACUGACGGCACAAGAUGGGGGUUCAGGGGGCGCGCACAGUCAGUCAUCUAACAUGUUAAAUGCGCUCUCGGCAAGUUAAAGCAUAUACAGUAAAUACUUGAUAAAAAAAUAUGCUGACGUACAAAAUAAAGUACACACCUGGUGUAUUUAGACUAUUCCCAAAUAAACAAAUAGUUUGCUAGCAACGUUGUAAUUGGGUACUAUAUCUGGUGUUAUUGCAACACGUAGACAAUGUUUGUGACUUGUAAGCCACAACCAAAACACUUUUCUAAUUUUAACGCUGUUUUUAAGAAGAUAUUUUACCAAAUCGUCAGGUGUGUACUUUCUUUGGUACUUCAGUUUACUUCAUAGUCCUGGUCAGUGGUGGAACAUAGCGAACUCGUGAAGCACUGAUACCUAUGUUAGUACAUAAGUUGGUAAGGGUGGGUAUAUUUUGUAGUGUUUUGUGCAAUAUAACUUAAUUAUCAUAUAAGAUCUUUACAUAUUUACUUUGUGGUAAAUUUGUUGUCUAAAAAUGUAACGGACAAUUCUGGAAUCAAAUAUUUUCUGGACAUGCUAAACACUUUGAUUGUGAUACAAUCAUACCGCCAUAAACUCACACUUGUAAAUUGUCGUUGUCAUCAGAUGAGUGUAUUCUGCAUCCUUAGUCAGGUAGAGAUGAUUGAUUGGGUGUUGAUAUACUCUCUAUAUACUCUCUAUAUGUUCAAUAGUUUUAAUCAUAAGAAGAUAAUUAACCUGACACAUGUCAGAAGUUACUCCUAAUGUUACGUUGUGUAAACUUACAAUGUUGAUAAUAAAUAUGAUCGACAUUCGUG